Taeniopygia guttata (zebra finch) is the source of this 1811-nucleotide messenger RNA. Lineage: Eukaryota; Metazoa; Chordata; Aves; Passeriformes; Estrildidae. The record is from RefSeq and is a predicted model, not a curated record.
CCCGGUUUGGGUUCGGGUCCCGGUUCUGGUUCUGGUUCGGGUCCUGCCGCCGCCAUGCGGGCCGAGCUGCGCGGCCUCGCCGGGCCCGUGCCGCUGCCCGACGGGCAGCCCGUGCUGCUGGGCCGCGGGCCGCUCACCGGCGUCACCGACCGCAAGUGCUCCCGGCAGCAGGUGGAGAUCGUGGCCAACUACGCCGAGGGCACAGCCCGGGUCACACAGCGCGGGGUGAACCCCAGCUCGGUGGGGGGCUCGGUGCUGGCCCGGGGGGGCUGCGGGACCCUCACCCCGGGGCAGACGCUGCUGCUGGUGAACGGGAGGUACCCCCUGGUGCUGCACUUCGAGGGGACCCCCCACCCCAAAAAACGCCCCGCCAGCCCCCCCGAGGAGCCCCCCCCGGCCCGCAGAGCCCCCCAAAGCCCCUCCCGGGGGGGGUGGCAGAAACUGGGACCCCUCCUCAUCUUCACCCCCUCAGGGCUCCAGCCCAGCACCAAGAUUGCGGGGUUCGACCUGGACGGGACCCUCAUCACCACCCGCUCGGGGAAGGUGUUUCCCACCAGCCCCGACGACUGGAGGAUUUUGUAUCCUCAGAUCCCCAAGAAGCUGAAACAGCUGCAGGAUGAGGGGUAUAAGCUCGUGGUGUUCACCAACCAGCUGGGCAUCUCCCGGGGCCGGCUGCGCCCGGAGCUGUUCCAGGCCAAGGUGGAGGCGGUGAUGCAGCAGCUCGGGGUGGCCCUGCAGGUGUUGGUGGCCACGGGGCCGGGGAUUUACAGGAAACCUGUGCUGGGAAUGUGGGACCACCUGUGUGAGAAGGCGAACGAGGACGUGACGGUGUCGGUGCCCGACAGUUUCUACGUGGGGGACGCUGCCGGUCGCCCCCCGAACUGGGCCCCGGGGCGGAAGAAAAAGGAUUUCUCCUGCAGCGAUCGCUUGUUCGCUCUCAACGCGGGGCUGCGCUUCCUGACUCCUGAGGAAACGUUCCUGGGCUGGGCCCCGGCGCCCUUUGACCUCCCGGCCUUCGACCCCCGUGACCUGGACAAAGUUCCCCAGGAGGUGCCCGAGGCCGAGCUGGUGUCGGACAGGCCGGAGGUGCUGCUGACCGUCGGCUUCCCUGGGGCCGGCAAAUCCACUUUCGUGAAGCGGCACCUGAUCCCGGCAGGAUAUGAAUACGUGAACAGGGACACGCUGGGCUCGUGGCAGCGCUGUGUCUCUGCCUGCUCGGCCGCCCUGGCUCGGGGCCGCGCCGUCGUCGUCGACAACACCAACCCUGACCCUGAAUCGCGGCAAAGGUUCCUGUCCUGUGCUCGGGAGGCUGCGGUGCCAUGUCGGUGCCUCCAGUUCACAGCGAGCCUGGAGCAGGCGCGGCACAACUGCAGGGAAACAAUUUGUGGCCCCCGACCUCUCCGAAGGCUUCUCCCAAAUCCUCCAGAUCCCCUUUGUGCCCCAUUUUGGGGACCCCCCAGACCCCCAACGAAGGCGCCUCUUCUUCCAGUUCAGCGAUGGAUGAAGACCCCCACUGAACCCCCAAAUAAAGGCACUGCUCCUCCCCUAAUUUUUGGCUCUAAAUCAGAUUUAUUGUACAAAGUGGGGGAGAGGCAGUGGGAGAGGGACAGUGGGAGGGGGGUGUCACGGUGUUUCCAUGGAUUCACCCUCUGUGGAAAGAAGGGGAGAGGAGCUGGGUCAGGGACCCCCCAAUAUCCCCAAGUCCCCCCAAUUUACCCUUUUGCUCCCAUUUUUUUGCAUUUUUACCAUCCAGUUUUCAAUUAUUUUUGCCCCAUUUCUUUAAUUUUUAUUUAAUUUUACCAUUUUUUACU